Molecule: messenger RNA, 1915 nt
Organism: Puccinia graminis f. sp. tritici CRL 75-36-700-3
Lineage: Eukaryota; Fungi; Basidiomycota; Pucciniomycetes; Pucciniales; Pucciniaceae
Exons: 11
Coding region: 1-1887 (628 amino acids)
Biological process (GO): calcium ion transmembrane transport; intracellular calcium ion homeostasis
Molecular function (GO): calcium channel activity; calcium ion binding
Source: RefSeq, a predicted model, not a curated record
AUGCUCCGCAAACUUCGGCCACUGGAGAAGAGGCUCUCAACAGUCUUCAGCCUCAAGUCUAAGAAAAUUCAACGUUCCAUCAAAUCUUUCAAAUCUGGACACUCGCGUCAAGAUGAAAAUCAGCAGGUCUCAACAAUCAUACCCGACGACACAUCAACUCAAGAGACACCGCUCAGCAUCCGGAAUGUCGAUGGCACUUCAAGUAUCCAAGAAGAGUCGGAGGGCUUUCAGCAAAAUUCAUUGUGUGAACAUCAGAAUGAGCUUUCCAUGGACUCACUGGCGCGUCGGUACCACCGUGCGCUGAAUGAUAAUGAUCCGUCAACGUCGAAUGUUACAGGAACCACCCAAGAAGAUAACCCCUUGAUGACCGCGGCAAUAGGUUCCUCAUCUUCAAGCAGUGAGACCGAUUUUGACUGGAAUCAAACCGAUGAAUCAGAACUCGAUGAAUCAGAACGCCAGGCACGAGACCAGCGAAGAUGGCGCGAGCUGCAAGGGCGGCAAGAACAUCAGCAUAUCGUUCCUCACGCCAAGCGACUUCGGAGAUUUUACUAUUUUUUGAUGAAGCUUUCAUCGCCGGUCAGGACAAUUGUCAUAGGUUUAUUGGGGACCAGUAUUUCCAUAACGCCAGCAAUUCUGGUGUGGUUGAGAUUUACCGAUUUAUCACUUAAAAGCCACAUUCUAGCAUGGUCUAUCUGGAUCAGCGUUAGCUUUGCGGCCUCUUGUGCAACGGCGAUGAUUGUAGAUAUCUUGCCUUCUGUUGUUAUCAACCUAGUCGACCUUUCUUAUGGCUCAAGGCUCGAAUCGUUAAAUACUCAAGUCGAAUUGUGGAUGAACGUGAGGUAUUGGACAAAACUGGUGCUAGGCUUCGCAUCAUAUUGGGUUACUUUGUCUGUCAUGUUCUCUCGCAUCUUCCGUCUUCGCGAAGACCCACAUUUAGAUUAUUUCCAUUGGGUGAAGAAGGUUACCGCAGGGUCAUUCACGGCUGGUUUAGUCUUGCUCUUUGAAAAGAUUUUGCUGCAGGUCAUCCAAUUAAAUUUCCAUCGGACUGGCCUGAAAGUAAGACUGGAGGAGAACGAACAAGCGCUUAGGGCUUUGGACCAAUUGGCUGAUGCCAAUACGGUCACCAAUUCUUCCAAAAAGCGAAACUCGAAGUUUCCAAUUAGCAAAGUGAAUUCUCAACGCACCAAGAAAAGUAUACGGACGCCCCCAACCAAAGAUUCCACAAUAGUUGACGUGCCACUUACACCAAAGGAUUCAAAUAUAAAUCACUCCUCGGGAGGAAAGCAUAAAACGGAAAAGAGACGCACAUCCACAAAUAUCUUGAUGUUCGCCGAUCAGUUGACAUCAGCUCUCAACUCAGUUCUUAAAAAAGGAAAUGGUAACGCUGAGGGCAUGCUAUCAUCGACUCACUCCGCUAGAAAGCUAGCCAAGAAGCUGUUUGAGGGUUUGGACAAAGAACAAAAAGGUGCAAUCACGUUGGAUGAAUUUGAGCCAUACUUCAAAACGGUCAAUGAUGCCGUGAUGGCGUUCAAACUGUUCGAUAGAGAUGGUAAUGGUGACAUCGAUCGCAAGGAGAUGCGAAAUGCUGUUGUCAAAAUCUACAAGGAGAGGAGAGCUUUGGCUAUCGGCUUGAAGGAUAUGUCUUCGGCAGUUUCCAAAUUGGAUGCGGUUUUGAUUUCAGCAGCCUGUCUUCUCACAAUUUUCGUAUGGUUCUUCAUCCUCAACCCCAAAGCAACAUCCUUGCAACUGGCACCAAUGGCAACAAUAAUCCUAGGUUUCUCUUUCAUAUUUGGGAAUGCAGCAAAAAAUCUUUUUGAGAGUAUGCUGUUCAUUUUUAGUAUACAUCCGUAUGACGUAGGGGAUCUUGUUUUCAUAGGUUGGUCAUGACCCCGCUUGAGGGAAGCCACUUACGUCU